Messenger RNA from Protopolystoma xenopodis, 1653 nucleotides. The record is from the annotation of a GenBank genome assembly. Lineage: Eukaryota; Metazoa; Platyhelminthes; Monogenea; Polystomatidea; Polystomatidae.
AUGAACCAUUAUCGAGAUCCGGCUGCUACAAGAUUAUUUGCUCAUGUGGUCGAUGUUAUGUUGUUUUCGUGUCCACGUCCACCUCGUCUCGCUCAGGGCAACAACCGGAGGCUGGAGUUCUCGCUUCGUUCCACAUGGGCCUACACUCGGCCCAGCCUCGCGCAACUGCAGUUGCGACAGGCCAAUCUCUCGCCACUGGGUCCCAGCAACCUGCGAAUGGCGACACAUGACCCGAUCGGCAGGCAACUUCUGGAAACGCCAGUCUUUCGCGUCGGUACCGACGGCGUCCUCGAGACGCUGACUCGCCUCGACCGCGAGACAAUCAGUUCAUACCUGCUGAAAGUGGCGGUACGUGAUAUGGCCGGCAACAAUCAGAGCCUGACAACGCACACUGUGAUCCGAGUUGAUGUGCUCGACGAGAACGACAACGCCCCCGAAUGGACCUUCCCCACCAUGACGGACCGACACAUCAACGUGAGUGCAGCCAUGCGGCCCGGAGACCUGGUCGUUCGGCUGCGCGCCUUCGACAUGGACACCGACAAAGCGGCCUCCGUCGACUACCUGGUCCUGGGUCCCAGGGGCGAGCCGCUCACGCCGGUCUCGUUGGCCGACGGCCUGCCCAGCGCCAUACCGGGCCUCGCGUCCGAGGCGUCUCCGAUGACGACCGCAUUGUCGGCCGGUUCCCAGACGCCCGGCAAACGGCCGUUCGGUCGCCCGGCGACUGGGCAAGACGAGCUGUUCGGCUUCCGCGCCGGACCGCUCUACUUGAACGGCAGCACCGGCGAGCUGUGGGUCGCCGACCUUCUGGUACCGGGCAAUCUGAACAUCCACCUGCGGGCCCGAGACGCCGGAGUGCCGCGACGCUACUCCGACACUUGGCUCACGGUGAACAUCUUCGCGGAUCCCAACGAAGGUGCCCUCUUCUGGUUCGGCGGAGCCGGCACUCUCAACGUCACCAUCAUUCUGGCCAUGAUCGCCGUCACCGCGGUCAUCUCGCUGCUUCUCAUUGUCGCCAUUGUCUGUGUGCGUCGGAGGCCCCCGGCAACCGGUGUUGCUACGGUCGGAUUGAACGGUCGCUAUCCGAGUGGUCUGGCUGCCCAGUUGAAUGGCGACUAUUCUGCCAGUCUGUCGGCGAUGGUGGCCGGCGGCGCGGCCACAUGUGGCCCCGGAGCUGGGCUCGGUCACGGCCUCGACACGGCCGGCGGCAAGGAGGGUCUUGCGAACGCGCUGUGGACUCAGGGCGGAUACGCCGGACAAGGCGGUCUCUAUGGCCCUGCAGGGCCCGGAAGCACCCUGAUCGACGAGACGGGCCAGAUUCUGGGCGCCAGUCUGGCCAACGGACUGGCCGGCGGUACGUACGGAGUGAUCGGCCUGGCUCCGGGCGGCGGACUGAGCUCCGCAAUGGCGGGGGCCGGACCUGUGGCCGGGGAUUCGGCCAGCAUGAUCUUCAUGCCGGCAGCGCCUCCUGCGGCUGCGCUGGCCCAGGCCUCUUCGGGUCAGUCGGUGUCCGCAUCUCCACUCGGUCUGAUGAUGGACGGGGCCGGGCUGAACCUGGUGACCGGGACGAGUGGAGCUGGGGGGGGCGAGACGGCGUCUGCUGUAGGACUCGAUCUCAAUGCCGGUCUGCAGAUGCAUACGUUUGGGGUAAGCUGA